Messenger RNA from Leptosia nina, 1512 nucleotides. Lineage: Eukaryota; Metazoa; Arthropoda; Insecta; Lepidoptera; Pieridae. The record is from the annotation of a GenBank genome assembly.
AUGAACAGACUGAACUCGGAAAUGACAGAGAAAAACAUGGACCGGGCAGACGUAGAAUAUACUGAUAAUUUAGACGAUAUUAGUACUAAUUCUCUGAACGAGCUGGAAUACGAGAGCUAUAUGGAAAAGAAGGAACAAUCUGGACACUCAACAUCAUCACGACUCAGAAUCAUCCUCUACAAACCCACCACUCCUCGUGGUACCACUUGCUGCAUUUGUGACACACCCUCAAGCAGUCUCUUGGUCCUGUGCUGCGUGACAACGUUGUUCUUAUUAGAAGCUCUUUGCACUGGUAUUCCUCUAGCUGGAUCUACCUUAAACCAUUCUGUAAAACAUGUUGGAGGAUCUUUUUGGUAUGAUCAUUUGUUUGUUCUUGCCUCGGUGUCGAUGACUGAGGCGUCUCGGGAGCCAUUUGCCUUAAUGGAGUGCGAGGUGAUUCACGGAGUUCUGAACAACGGAAGUAUAUACUUGGACGGUCUGCGUAAAGCGAUGGCGCAUUACAGAGAGAAACUUUACAACUGCACUACUGUGACCACGACCUCGCCACCGUCCACUUGGCUCCCGGAAAAUGACCCCAAAGUCCAAACACAUGUCGAUCCUUGCACCCGUAUCAUGGAAGCCAGCGACCAAGUCACCAAGUUGUCUGAACUUGCUCUGUGGGCUACCAAUGAGUUACGAGAUCGAAAAUUUGCUGAAAAUAAGGACAACGCUGCGCAGGAAGAAGAGGAACUGCUGAUGAAGCUAGCAUGGUUCUUGGAUCAGCUCGCUCACUUGACGGGGUAUGAACCCGAUCCCACAGACUUUGAAAAUACUUUUACAACAGAAUCGACCACCACCAACACAGAAUAUACAACUCCCAAUCCAGAGACAACGGGGCCCCUAGAAAUAAUGCAGUCUGUGGAGAACGGACCGCCGCUGUCAAAACUGCCGCCAAAAAGCGCGCGUCAAAAGCGCUCAACCGACGACGCGACGUCCCACUUCGUUAAAAACUAUAUAAAAUACAAGAUUUGGGACAGCGACAAUUCAUAUAGUGUUAUACCGUCGGGUCAAUACGAUGUCGGAAACGAUUUAAACACGAAAUCAGUGCAAAAGCGCGCCGCCGUCACGAAAAAAGCUAUACGCCUGCGCGCGCCAACAAAACGCCAAAGAGCAAAAGCGAAGAAGAUAAUCAUCGAGAAACCGAAAUACUAUUUUCAGAAGCACAAAAAUGGCGGCUUAGCUGUGAAAAUAGUCCGCAAGCCGAUACGCGACAGGAGAUCCGUUUACUACGAAGAUUACGCGAUUUCGCGCAUCCCGGAAAACCCGAUGCAGGAUAUAAGCUAUUACAUCAAAAGUAGACCUGGAACGUUGUAUAGCCCGUCGCAAAUCCAGGUGGAAAAUGUGAACGAGAGCUUGAGAAGGCAUUAUAAUAUACAAACCUUUGAAUAUAUCAAACAGUUCGGUUCUAACGCGACUCUGGGUAUGAAUAAUCUAUUGUUAGGCGCUAUGAAGUCUUCUUCCGAUGCACAGUAA